AGUCACUGAGUGAUAACUGAUUUGAUUGGAUGAAAAUUUGUGUGAAUAGAGACAGAAAAAUGGGUACAGAUGGUACCCCUAGGUGACGGAUCGAUUAUUCUCACUUCUCGAGGAAGGAGAAAGUCGAUAAGCAACUUGCCGUAACACACACGAGACACGAGCACAUACUUUUGUCAAUGUAUCACAAACGAGAAAUUCAAGUUCGAUAUAUCUCUGAAUUAUAAACUUCGAUCCCGGUCGAUUAUCCGAUAUCGGCUACAAAUAGCGGCAAAUUUGUUUGUUUGUUUUUUUUUUUAUUUCAAUUAUUAAGUAUUAUUGUUUUUAAUUAUUUGUGAAAAGAAAUAAAUCAGCAAGUGAUUCAAGACUAAGUGGAUUUUAUUUAAUCAGCGUCACCUCCAUUUUGUUGAGAUAAAAUUCUGGCACCUGUGUCUUACAACUAGUACAAUUGUAAAUAUAAAUAAAAAUAUAUGUUUUAAAAAACACCAGGUAAAUAAAUUAAGACAAGUUGAUUUAAAUAAUUAUUUAAGUUGAUUAGUAAAUAAUGUUAAUUAGUUAUGGCCGGUGUUAAACCAAUAAUAUCUUAUGAAAUAAUGGCAACUGAUAGCGAACGAGAUGAAAAUAACGAAGUUCACUUGGCAUACAACAUGAUGGAAGAAAAACACACGUAUACUUAUAAAAAACUUGUUGUACCGAUGUCUAUGAGAAGCGUCUACUGGAAGUACUUUGGAUUUCCGGCAACUGAUGAAGGUGAAAUAUUAACUAAAAUAAAAAUAGUAUGCAUUCUCUGUCGCACACAGAUUGCAUACAAUCGGAACACGAGUAAUCUCCGUAUGCAUUUACAAAAUAAACAUACACAUGAGCUGAUGGAAUUGGAAGCUACGAAACCGCCUAAAAAACAGUACGUGCCCCAGGACCCCAAGGAGAGACGAGCUCAGAAAAAACUGCUAAAGUCGACGACGUUUAUCCACACGACGAACAUUGACGGUACUGUUCAUAUUGAUGGUGACCUGCAGUAUGUAACUGACCCGAAUGUCAGUUUUGCCAGCAUAGAAGACGACGUUAGUCUCGAGUCACCACUAAGGAUUUCUAUGAAGAACGCAUCGACGAGUAGAGACAGUCAGCAGUUGUCUUACGUGAUUUCAGAUGAUGGAGAUAUUCAGCACGCAGAGAGCAGAGAUGUCACGAAUUUAUUGACGGAGCUGGUUGUCAUGGACAUGCAGCUACCGAAUUUCGUUGAAGGAUCUGGGUUCCUGAGGUUCAUGUCAUUGCUGGGUUCGUCGUAUGAAAUUCCUUGUAGAAGUAAACUCGAGACGGAGUUAAUUCCUAAAAUGUAUGACAGAUACAAAUCUCACAUGCUUACUGUCUUACAUAAAAUUCCAACGAACAUUGGGUUGACCCUUGAAGAAUGGAAGUCCAGCACGGAUGAAUACUUUAUAACUAUUUCGAUGUUUUACCAAAAUACUGAUGAGCCGAUUAUGGAAACUAGAGUCUUGACGACUGUUAAUGCACCAAGAGAUUGGGACAUUAAUCAGUGGGGUACUUUUAUUGAAAUGUUUUUGUACGAGUGGAAUCUUAGGUCGGAAAAAGUCACGGCUAUAAUUACAGCAACUGCGCGUGAAGAGUUACUCAGUGCUUUAACUAACAGAGGAUUCACUUUGAUACCCUGUUUGCUCUUUACGCUACAAGAAUGUGUACAAGAGUGUUUUGAUAACCCUGGAAUAAAAGAGAUAUUAGCGGCUUGUCGGGUAAUCGUCGGUGUAAUUACUGCGAAAAUGGGUAUAUCGGAAAAAUUGGAAGAGCAAGACACAUAUUUUGAGAUAGAGGAAAAUCCUUUGACAAUGGAUUAUCCAGCAGUCUGGACGUCGACGCACAAUAUGAUGCAGCAAAUGAUUGCUAAGAAAAGUUACAUUGAAUCGUUAUUGGUCUCUAAAAGUGAAUCGGAAGGGAGUGAAAUUGGGUGGACGGGUAUUAAAUUCGAGGCUGAGCAUUGGAGUAUCAUCGAGGAUCUUGUAAUGGUACUCGAGCCAUUGAAAGUUAUAAUACUAACGCUAGUCGAAGAAAAAAUUCCUAUCAUAUCACUUUUGAAACCUCUUUUGUGGCAACUCGAGUCUGUUCAUCUGGGUAUCAAACAGUCUGACAGUAAUCUGACGAAAACUUUCAAGACACAAAUCAGUGAAAAACUUCUUGAAAGAUACGAAUGCGUGGAAAUUAGUAAAAUGUUACAAAUCGCCACGACUUUGGACCCCAGGUUUAAACAAUUGCCAUAUGCGGCUGAUGAAGAUAAAAUUAUUGCAAUGAAAGAAAUAAAAGAAUCGAUAAAAACACUAAUUCACGAGGAGGAGCGGAAACCAGCUAACAGAAGUCAAGAACCCGUGAAUAAAAAAAGCAGACUGUCUGGGAUGGAAAAUCUGUUCAAAGAUUUCAAUUCCAAAAAAACCCGAACAACGAUUUCAGACAAAGCUGAAUUGGAGAUGGUACAGUAUCAAGGGGAAUCUGGGGAACCACUGGGCUCUUGUCCUAUUGAAUGGUGGACAAAACUCUCAGCCAAGUGUCCAUUUUUAUAUAAACUGGCGACUCAUUACAAUUGCGUGCCAGUAUGCUGUGCUCCAUCAACGCGCAUUCAUCCAGAAGCGCAGAUCGUCUAUAACAUAAAACGCGCCUCUAUACCAUCUCAUCUUGUCGACAAGCUGAUUUUCCUCAACUGUAAUCACGGUAUCAGUUUCACUGUUUAAUAAUUAUUUCAAUUCUGAGAAUGAAAUUCUCAGCACGUGAUGUUUAUUAGAGAACAAAAAUUCUUUAUCGUAUGAUUAAUUUGUAAUUGAAAUUUUUUUUCAACUAUGAAACAAAGGUCAUGCUCGCAAAAUUAAAAAAUUUAUUUUUAAUGAUACAUAUAUUUAUUAUUAUUAUUAGUUUUAUUUGUUAUUUAAAUAUCUAUUCACAUUGCAUCACUCAGUGCAAAUGACAUUAUUUGUACAUAGUGUAAAAUAAUUAGACUUUUCAUCUCAUGACUCGCGGUAAAUAUUGUUUUGCAUAAUAUACUGACCCGAUUCGCAUCAAAACUCAACGCCAUUGUUUUAUUAUCUUUUUUAAAUCUUAUAAAAAGAUUGAAUUAUGAUUAAUGUGAUUGUACAAAUAUAAAUUAAUUAUGAUUAAUCAUUAAAAUAUUUGCUACUAUAUGUUUAAAUAAUUUAAGGGACAUUUGUUUAAUACAAUUACUUGUAUAAUAUUAAUAUAUAAGAUUAUAUUAUUUUUAAAGAUUUAAAAUAAGUAAAAUUUAGUGCCUAAGAAAAUAUAAAAAUAAUUUUUGAAUUAAAUAUACUGAGUGUUAAAAAUAA
This is a messenger RNA of Microplitis demolitor, 3335 nucleotides long. It is a transcript of the gene Dref, whose product is annotated as E3 SUMO-protein ligase ZBED1. Gene Ontology annotation, molecular function: DNA binding; protein dimerization activity. The transcript has 4 exons. Bases 555 to 2732 code for a protein of 725 amino acids. The record is from RefSeq and is a predicted model, not a curated record. Lineage: Eukaryota; Metazoa; Arthropoda; Insecta; Hymenoptera; Braconidae.